Messenger RNA from Cololabis saira (Pacific saury), 544 nucleotides. It is a transcript of the gene c23h11orf98, whose product is annotated as chromosome 23 C11orf98 homolog. The coding region runs from base 29 to 415 and encodes 128 amino acids. NCBI's taxonomy places the organism in Eukaryota, Metazoa, Chordata, Actinopteri, Beloniformes, Belonidae. The record is from RefSeq and is a predicted model, not a curated record. The transcript is spliced from 4 exons.
CAGAAGAAGAACCACGUGGUGCAGCAGCAUGUCGCCUCCGGGAGGAAAGAUAAACAGACCCAAAACGGAACUGGGCAGGAACCUGUUCAAGAGGAGGAGAGUUCAGGGCCGAGAGAAGAGGAAGAAACACCUGAUCGUUGGAGCCGUCGUGGAUGAAGGACUGAUUACUGUCCAUCACCUGAAGAAGAGGAAGUCCAGCCAGAGAGCAAACAUCACUCUGUCGGGGAAGAAGAAGAGGAAACUGCUGAAGCAGCUGCAGAGGAUGCAGACGGAGAAGAGCAGCAUGGAGGUGUCGGCACCACAGAAGAAGAAGCAGACUCCUCCUCCUCCUCCUCCAGCAGCAGCUCCAGCCCAGAAGAAGAAGAAGAGCGGAACUGGUUGCCACGGCGAUGUGGAGAUGGUGGACGUGGCCUGAACCGGCUGACAGGAAGUGAUUGACGCUAACAGGAAGUGGAACGCAAAAACAAACCGAGUUUGACCCGUUGGAGAAAUGAGCUAAAGCUCCUGAGUGUUUGAGUCUUAUUAAAGAAAAUAAAGCCUUAAA